AUGAAAAGAAGAUCAACAAGAUUGUCAUUUACUAACACCUUAUAAAAAAGUGUAAUUUCAAAAAAAAUUUCAGCAUAAGCAACAGAAAUCACAGCAGAAUUUUUAAAAAGAUAAAAAGAAUAUGAAAAUAUUAAUAAAUAUUCUUUAUAGGAAGAAAGUAAUGAAAAAAUGAAGGCUUCUAUACGAAAAUCUAAUUAUCAUACUAUCAAGGAUGCUGUAAAUAAGGCUAAAUAAAAAUUCUUUGAAUCAACUCCUCAAAGGAAAGAUUUUAUGAAUUCCACUAUUCCAAAGUAUCAAUAAUAAUAUAAUUCGAUUCAAUAGAUUGCUAAUUAAUUUAGAACUUAAAAAAAAAGUAAUUGUAUUAUAUAAAAUGAAAAAUAACAAUAAAAAAAAUAGUGGAACCUUAAAUUAAUCUUAAUUAUAGUUGUACCAUUAAUUUGCCUUAUCCGAGUAUUUUUUGCAUUACUUCCUAAAGAAUGA
Molecule: messenger RNA, 480 nt
Organism: Paramecium primaurelia
Lineage: Eukaryota; Ciliophora; Oligohymenophorea; Peniculida; Parameciidae
Source: the annotation of a GenBank genome assembly